Messenger RNA from Talpa occidentalis (Iberian mole), 1740 nucleotides. It is a transcript of the gene SLC15A5, whose product is annotated as solute carrier family 15 member 5. Bases 1 to 1740 code for a protein of 579 amino acids. The transcript has 9 exons. Gene Ontology annotation, cellular component: membrane. Gene Ontology annotation, molecular function: transmembrane transporter activity. Gene Ontology annotation, biological process: transmembrane transport. The record is from RefSeq and is a predicted model, not a curated record. NCBI's taxonomy places the organism in Eukaryota, Metazoa, Chordata, Mammalia, Eulipotyphla, Talpidae.
AUGCCUGUUAAAGACUUUGAAAUAACUAAUGAGGAAGAACCCUUAUAUCACAGCAUUGAUAAAAAGAAAACUAAAAGACAUAGGGGUUACUUCUCUUCAUCAUACUCUGUGAAAAAAAUUUGGAUUGAAACCUGUCUGCUUCUAGUGGAUCUGUGUGAGAGGUUCACCUUCUCAGAAAUCGUCUGCAAUAUGAUCCCCUUCUGCACGAUCAAGCUUGGUUAUGGUGGUUACCAGGCAGCCAUCUUGAAUUUGUGUUUUAUUGGAACUUCAAUUCUUACCCCUGUGUUUGCUGGAUGGUUUGCUGAAGUCUGUCUGGGGAGAAACAAACUGGUGUAUAUUUGCUUAUUUCUACAUUUUCUAGGCACUGCAUUAUUAUCUGUGGUUGCUUUUCCUUCAGAGGAUUUCUAUAUAGGCCCUUACCAUCUGAUCAACAACAUUCCAAAAAAGGAGCAGAGCAGGUUGUUUUACAUAGCACUGUGGGCCAUCUGCCUGGGCAUCGGAGGAAUAAGAGACAUCAUUUGUCCACUGGGUGCCUCCAGCCUUCAGGAAUACGGACCACGGAAACCAAUGUCUUUUUUCAACUGGUUUUAUUGGAUCAAGAACCUAAAGGCAGCAGUAAUUUUUCUGGGAAUAUCUUAUACCCAACACGCAGGGGCCUGGGUCCUGGUUUUACUUAUUCCAUUUCUUUCAACAUUUAUGGCUCUGAUAAUUCUUCAUAUGAUGCACUAUGAUCUGAUCUAUCAACCAGAAAAAUGCUACUCCUUCCUGACAACCUUUGGGGUGUUUGUUAAUGCACUGAAAACUAGCUGCCUGCGAUAUUGCCCUCUGGGCGGAGAUGCGACAAGCUGGCUGGACCACGCCAAAGCAAAAAAUGGAGGCAGCUACAGUGAGCUCCAUGUGGAAGACACAAAAUUUUUUGUCACCCUUUUCCCCCUCUUCAUUUCUCAGCUCCUUUACAGAAUGUGUAUUCUGCAGAUUCCUUCGGGAUAUUAUCUUCAGACCAUGAAUUCCAACCUGAAUUUGGAUGGAUUACGCCUGCCAAUUGCAGUAAUGAAUGUCACCAGCAUCCUACCACUACUAAUUCUGACUCCUUUCAUGGAGGUUUUCAGCACCUGCCUAUUUUCCUCUAUGAGAGAUGGACCAUUUCUGUCGGUAUGCAUUAUUGCUGGAAAUCUUUCUGCUGCCUUGUCUGUGAUGGUAGCUGGCUUCUUUGAAAUACACAGGAAACAUUUUCCUCCAGUGGAGCAGCUGCUUUCAGGCAAAGUUCUCACUGUUUCCUCCAUGCCCUGUUCACACCUGGUACUUCAGUACAUUUUACUUGGAGUGGCUGAGACACUGGUCAGCCCAGCCUACUCUGUAAUAUCAUGCAGAUUUGUUCCAAGUACCAUGAAAGGGACCUCUUUGAAUUUCUUGACACUGUUCAAUGGAUUUGGCUGCUUCACAGGGGCACUGCUGGUGGAGUUGGUAUAUCUCAUCUCAGAAGGCAAUUGGUUCCCAAACACAUUAAACAAAGGCAAUUUAGAAAACUUCUUCUUCUUCUUGGCAUCAUUAACAUUGUUGAAUGCCCUGGGACUCUGGAGUGUUUCACAAAGAUAUUGUAAUCUAAAUCAUUUUAAUGUCCAGAACAUCAGUGGAAGUAAUCUUGAAGAAACACUUCCCCUUCAUGAAAAGUCUCUGAAAUUUUAUGGCAGUACACAGGAAUGUUCUUCACAUAUUGAUCUUUGGGAGACAGCCCUAUGA